Gigantopelta aegis is the source of this 1759-nucleotide messenger RNA. RefSeq names its product cysteine-rich PDZ-binding protein-like. NCBI's taxonomy places the organism in Eukaryota, Metazoa, Mollusca, Gastropoda, Neomphalida, Peltospiridae. Gene Ontology annotation, molecular function: microtubule binding; PDZ domain binding. The record is from RefSeq and is a predicted model, not a curated record. Gene Ontology annotation, biological process: cytoplasmic microtubule organization. Bases 102 to 404 code for a protein of 100 amino acids. Gene Ontology annotation, cellular component: dendrite. The transcript has 5 exons.
AUCUCGGCUGAUUACGAACUCUCCGGUGAGUUCCGACUUUAUAAACUGGUUCCGUUAUUUUAAAAAACAGGAAGCGAAGUACCAGUUAAUAAGGCGAAACUAUGGUUUGUGAAAAAUGUCAGAAAAAGCUGGGUAAGGUUAUCACCCCAGAUCCCUGGAAGACAGGUGCGCGUAACACUACUGAAGGGGGAGGCAGAUCAGUGGAUGAAAACAAAGCUCUGACAUCAAAGAAAAACAGAUACAACCCUUAUUCCACUUCAUUUGGAAAAUGUCGGAUCUGCAAGUCGUCGGUACACCAAGUGGGUUCACAUUAUUGUCAAGGGUGUGCAUAUAAGAAAGGUAUCUGUGCGAUGUGUGGGAAAAAAAUCAUAGACACAAAGCAUUACAGACAGACUUCUGUGUGAUGGAAGUGAGCACGUUUGUGAACAGUGAACAUCUCUGUGUGAACAUCUCUGAACAUUCCACUGUGUCUGUGUCGGACUUGAACAGAGCAUGAACUUACAGUGAUGAGCUAUUUUAUUGUACAGUCUUGGACGUCACUGUGUGACUAGAACAGUGCCUAUAGUUACAGUGACAAGUUUUUUUUGCAACUUAACCUGACCUCAAACUAAUUGGACUGUUUUGAGCCAUCCCGUUGGCAGCUUGGAUAUUCGCACCACUCUGCUGAUCUCAUUGGCAGCUGGGAUAUUCGCACCACUCUGCUGAUCCCAUUGGCAGCAGUGAUGUUCACACCACUCUGCUGAUCCCAUUGGCAGCUGGGAUGUUCACACGACUUUGCUGAUCCCAUUGGCAGCUAGGAUGUUCACACCACACUGCUGAUCUCAUUGGCAGCUGGGAUGUUUGCACCACUCUGCUGAUCCCAUUGGCAGCAGUGAUGUUCACACCACUCUGCUGAUCCCAUUGGCAGCUGGGAUGUUCACACUACUCUGCUGAUCCCAUUGGCAGCAGUGAUGUUCACACCACUCUGCUGAUCCCAUUGGCAGCUGGGAUGUUCGCACCACUCUGCUGAUCCCAUUGGCAGCUGGGAUGUUCGCACCACUCUGCUGAUCCCAUUGGCAGCUGGGAUGUUCGCACCACUCUGCUGAUCCCAUUGGCAGCUGGGAUGUUCGCACCACUCUGCUGAUCUCAUUGGCAGCUGGGAUGUUCGCACCACUCUGCUGAUCUCAUUGGCAGCUGGGAUGUUUACACCACUCUGCUGAUCCCAUUGGCAGCUGGGAUGUUCACACCAUUCUGCUGACAUUGGGGAAAUGCCAUUAGUCUGAGGUCAGGUUAAAUAAUCAUGAAAACAGAAAACGAUCCAUGUUUUCCAUUGUACAGUCUUGUCUAUCACCGUGUUAGAUGUGAACAGUGCAUGUUGAUUCAUUGUUCAGUAUCGGCUGUCACUGUCAGAUGACGAUGUUCAAAUAAGGAGACAAGCUAAAAUUCUUAAAUCUCUUUAUUUUAUUACAGCAAUGUUAUUGUAGUACAUCCAAUAUGUGGCUUCAGGUUGCCUGGACAUUUUUAAGAAUACUAGUAAAUGAUAGUUUACUGUUAUCACUGAUGGGUAAUGACUUUGGAGUCGACAAGCACCUGCCAUUUAUAGGUCUUGUACGCAGUAUUGAAUGGUGUGAAGUUAAAAGAUAGGUGGUAAUUGAACCACAUAACCACGACAAAGGAAAGGAGUUGCUGGAGAGAUCGUUUGGGGAACAAUUCAUCUCCUUAAAUUAUUUAAAACUCUUUCUUAAUGUAUGUAUGUAUGUAAAUAAAAAAUACAAAUCUA